Molecule: messenger RNA, 4143 nt
Organism: Sceloporus undulatus (fence lizard)
Lineage: Eukaryota; Metazoa; Chordata; Lepidosauria; Squamata; Phrynosomatidae
Gene: MEI1
Product: meiotic double-stranded break formation protein 1
Exons: 31
Coding region: 32-3868 (1278 amino acids)
Biological process (GO): meiosis I
Source: RefSeq, a predicted model, not a curated record
UAGUCGCUGCCUGAGGCGAGGCGGCGCUGUAAUGGCGGCGGCCUCCUCUUCUUUCUCCUCAGCGGAGCCUCUGGUUUGCGAGCGGUUCCAUCCCCGGCACGACCCUCGCUGGCUCCUGGAGGGCUUGCCUUCGCCCUUGUGCUUGGCUUGCGCCCUUGAGACGCUGAAAGAGGACGGGGUUUCGCAAGUACGCAAGAAGCAUGUGCUCUUCUGCCUUCAAGAAGUUUUGUCUCGGAACACACCACUGGUCAUCCCACUGUUUGCACAAGAUGAAAGAGUAUGUGCUUAUUUCAUAACAACUUUGUUUGAGAUAUUACAAACUAUGGAAGACAGCAGUGCUCUGGAUUUGCCCAUUGAAAUUUUGGUGGUAUUGAUAAUGGAGCUGAAGUUGGAUCGCUACUUGCAUUAUUUACUGGAUGAAUGCCGGAAAGAGUUAUACAAGGUAACCACUGUAAGAGGUAGCUUACCCAUAUUUAUUCUUCUUGGAAAAUUGGCAGAUGCCAUCCCAAGUUUUGCUGAGGUAUUGGUUAUUGAACACAGUAACAUCAUGGAACAUCUGGCAUCUGGUUUGAAGUAUCCCAGUGAGAACAUAAAGACUGCUGUAUGUUAUCUUUAUGGCAAGCUGUAUUCUGUUCCCAGUGUUGCAGAGAGGCUGUCUGUACAUUUCACAGAGAGGCUGUGUGACCUUUUUCUGACUACUAUGAAGAAUGCACAGACCAAAGAACUGCAACUUAAUUGUAUAGGUUUGUUACAGCAGCUGCUGAAGUAUGGUUACUUUGUUUCUGUUAUUAUGAGUAAUUCAGGGAAAGGAGCAGAUUCUGCAAGCCCUGAGUUGUUUGAGGGAGACCGCCCAUUACCUUUAAUGCUUAAGAAGCUAUUAUUGUCAAGAGAUGAGAUAUUACAGGUAGCAAGUGCUCAAUGUAUAUCUGCGGUACUUGUGCAUUCUCCAGGAAAAUAUGCUCCUGCCUUUAUUCAUGCAGAUAUUCCAGAGUUCCUGUUUGAGUGUCUCUUCUGCAUGAGUGAAAUUCUCAUCUGGUCAAUUUAUUGCUGCCUACUGCUUCUGACUGAGGAACAGCUUUUCUUUUCCAAGUGCCACACUGUUUAUGGGAUUGAACCAAUUUUGAGGAGUCUGAAAGAAAUCUUGCUUCUUAAUAAUACAGAAUUACAAAAGCAGGGACUUCUGCUUUUCACUGAAAUAUUGAAAAGGCAGCCAGUAGAAAUAAAACUGUUUACAAAUAAUGCUCUCUUUAGAGAUGCCAUUAAUAUUCUUCUGGCAGCUGUAAAUUCUCCUGUUCUUGAAGUAGCAGGUGAAGCAAUGAAAGCUGCUACUGCAAUUCUGAGAAAGGAUCAUGUAAACUUUCCACCAAUAGAAUACGGAGAACUACAGAAGCUGGUUGAAGGUGUACUGAAACGCUGUAAUGAUCUGUCACUGGCACCUUUUAAUAGGAGGCUCAUGAGUCACCUAGGAGGCAGACAUCAGAACAAAGCAAUUUCACAGCAAGGGCAGUUCCUACAGAGUGCCUUGGAAAGCUUCAGAAAUGCUUGUAGGUUAGCUGUGGAAUGCCAGAAUGAUCCUCUGGCUCAGGAGAAUGCUUUCACUGCUCCCAACUCUGAGAAAAAAGAUACACUGAAAAGCUUCUCUGAGUUUCUACUGAGGAUGUCUGAUUCUCUUUGCAUUCCCAUAGUCAUGAAAUAUUCUGAAAGGGCUGUCCGUCCAUAUCUCAUGGAAGUCUUCAUCUCAACUCUCAACAUCUUAUUCAUUAUUAUGCCACAUAUUUGUAAGAUAUUCUCCAUUAAGUUAGCAACAUCUUCUUUCAUCAGACUAAACCUGGAACUAAAGGCCAAAUUCUGCACUGGGCAAAGUAACCCUGCUCUGAAUCAAGCGUGUUCAAGCUUUCUACAUAGCAUGUGCCUUAGUCUCCAUUCCUCCUCUGAGAAGAUGGUGGAUUCUUCACAAAAGGAUCAAGAAAUAUCUGAACUUCUUCAGAAGAGUCUGCCUGAGUUAAACUUUGGUGUACUGGAAAGCCUCAGCUUCUUAUCUGAAACUCCAGAUUCCUUCUGUUUAGAUGAAACUCUUCGCAGUCACCAGUAUAGCCUUCUGCUUCUUUUCUACUUUGCAUUUAGUCAAGAAGACAGGUUUGUUCCAGAAACACAGCUAUUCUCAGCUAUAAGAAGUUUCCUCCUGUCAGUACAGGACCAGGGAGACUGUCCACCCCCAUAUGUCUUCAAAGCUGUUUUGUACCUUCUAGCAUGCUGUCAGGACAAGACUGAAGCUUUAGACUUGGUUUCACUUGCUACUAUAAGGAGGAUCCUGGAUGCUAUAUCUGAUCUGAGCCUAGUAUAUGUCCACCAUCCUCUGAUGCUUAAAUUCUUUCUACACUAUCCUGAGCUUAUGAAAAGAUUUGGUCACUGUAUUCUCCAGCUCUGGUUUUCCUGUGAAGACUACAGCCAAAUUGAAUCUGAAGAUGCUGUUACAAGUGACUCUGCUGUUUUUCUGCAAUCCUUCCAUAGCUUAAAUAGUUUGCUCUCCAUGCUAAAAGGCAAUCUCAGUGCUCUACUUGUGUUGCUGGACCUUGUCUGCUUUGGCACUGGUGAAGUGGUUCACAAAGUCUUGAUUACAUUGAAGAUUUUUUUGAAACUAAAUGAGGAUAUUCAUGUCUGUGAUUUGCUUCGAAGCCAGUUUCUGCAGAUUCUGCAGAAGCUUCUAAUAGAAAAUAAUUCCAGCACUUUACCAGUUAACCAGACACUGCCACUUUCAUUAAACCUCCUCUUCCUGGUGCAAUUGAGGUAUGUAAUGGAGAGAGAGCUGGACAACACAGAUUUCAGAUUGCUUCAUUUGGUCAGCAAUUUGUCUGGAAAAUGCAACCCAAGUGAUCAUGAAAUUCUUCAACCAUCCCUAAAUUUCCUCUACUGGAGUCUUCAGCAGACAACACUUUCCAGUCGGCAAAGAGUGGUGGCAAUGUUAUUUUCCAAUGCACCUUUGCUUGAGCUACUUGAGAAAGUUCUCCAUUGCACUUGGAUGCCAGCCUCUUCAUCUGAACCUGCUUUCUCUGCAUCCAGUGAAGCACUGCUGUGCUCUGCUUGGUUGCUGACUGCUUCCCUCUUGAGUCAACAAAAUGCGUACAAUACAGAGGUUCAUCAUGUAAUCUGUCUGGAUGUGGACAAAUUCUUCAGUGCACUUGCAUUCAGGAAGGAGAAGCCCUUAUUAUUCUUUGUCAGCGUCCUUCAAUUUUUGAGAGCCUUCUUUAGGCAGACCCUCUGCUCCUCAUUUGUGAAAUUUGUUCAGCAAGGGAAGGAACUACCACAGUCAAAAGAGGAUGUCUCCUUGUAUCCACUGGCCUUGGACCAUGUACUGUCCUUGGUAAUCCAUCUACAGAACCUAUUGGUCCAGAGGGAUCUUUUGCUAUCACAAAGUGCCAUUGGCUGUCUUGAGGGCUUCCUGGCAUAUCUACAACCAAAGAAUCAGAGUAUUGCAUGCCAUAUUGCUUCACAACCAUGGAAUAAGUUCCUGCUGAUCACACUUCUGGAUGGUGGUGAAAAUUCCUUACUUCAACCAGAAAUUCUUAGACUGGUUACUUUAUUCAUGCAGUAUCAGAGAACCAGCAUUGUUUCACAUACUGAAAUUAGCCACAUACUAAAAAAAGCAGCAAAUACCAAAUUGAGAGACCUUUCUGAUGCCACAGUUAAUGCUCUUCGCUCCUUUCUUCUUCAGAUUCAAAGUGGAAAAUGUCAAAUGGAUUCAUCUCAAACAGUCUCAGUUGAAAUCUUGCUGGAGAGUCUCCCAUCCACAAACCACAGUCAUUCGACCCAUCAAGACAUGGUAUGUCUUGGAGGUGUGGCAGUCUGUCUCUCACAGAUCAGAAACUGAAAUAAAGAAACAAUACUGAGAAGAGCUCAUAACAAUGGAUUGAUAAGUAACUUGGCUUUGUAUUUUUGUGCCAGCCAGAAGGCUUAGAAAUAUAAUACUGUACAAGUGUUUAGAGCCUGCUCCAAAGGUGAUUUAGUAAUCUGUUCAGUAAUUGAAGCAUAAACUCCCUAAUUAAAAACUUAAAAUAUGUUUCCUGUUUUUCUUGGAAAUGGCUUAACUGAAGGGUGCAUUUAAUUUCACCUUACUGAGCUGGAAGAUAAUUUGCAAAUGGUACU